UGCAUCGAUAUGAUGGGUAAAUGGAGGGAUUUUAUGUGACAGAUUAUUCAUAAGUAUAUAUAGUAAAUCAUUUCCCGAAUCAUAAUCGUUAGAGACACGAAGUCCACUAAACACAACUAUGGGGGCCAAGUCCACGAAACAGCGAGCAGCCAACUACCUGGAGGAAUCCGCCGGAGCAACAGCCAAGUACCAGGCUCUUCGUGACCUUGACAUCUUCGUCUUGGACAACUCCAUCCGGGAAAGCACCGUGGGGCAACUCAGGGGACACACAUUGGAGGCAAAAUGGGCGAUCUACGAAGAGGUCAAGAAGUGCGGGUUCAAACACACUGUUGUGGCAGCCUUCUCUCAUAUGACUCGUGUUGACGAUGACUUUAUCAAAGAGCUGAUGGAGCGUGGUGAAGACCCUUACGGACUGUGGGCAUUCUCUGAGAUAACCGAAGGAGCCAAAAACAAAGUUCCUGACACGGAAGCUGUCCCAAUUAGUGUAAGAAAGCUAAAGGCAGUUGGCAUGUACAACGUUAUCUUCGAGGUGGACCUCGGUGAUGCGACAUAUGACUUUGGGAAAUUCACCAUGGCUGAUAUGUGCGCCCUGGUUUUGAAAUGGAUCAAGUGGAGCCAUGAUAAUCUCGGCAAGAAUACCAAGGUCAUGUUGAAUAUCCGAGACCCCCCUGACGUAAUGCCAUACCACCCAGAGCGUGUCUUCGAACUGGUGGAGUUCCUUGCAAAGCUGCCCAAGAACAUUCGACCUUUUGGCAUAUUGUUUGAAGAGCCAAGAGGGAAGUCUCUGCCGGAAGAAGCCGGCAUGUGGGUCAAGCAUAUUCGUGCGACUAUGAAGGACAACGGUUGGGCGGAUGGGCAACUGCUUGUUCACGUACACGAGAAAUUCGGCUACGGCGAUGCAACUGUCCUCCAGUGUCUUAUAGAUGGCUCAACAGGAAUCUGGGCAAGCGUUUGUGCCGAGGGAGCGGCUCUGGGCAAUGCCUCGUCAUGUGUCACCCUAAUGAAUCUUAUCCGACUCGGGAACAAGAAGGUCCUUGAGAAAUACAACUGCACGUAUCUACGAAAAGCUGCCAUCAAUGCCACAGAGAUUACAACCGGCAUGUUACCCCACAACAAGCAGCCGAUCUUCGGCCCCCGAGCUACGGAUUUUGUUUUUGAUUUGACACCCGAAGAGUUCGACUUGGCCGCAUUCUUUGGCGAGAAGGCUCCGAUUCGUAUCACCACCAUGGCCUCCCCGGACAUGAUACUUUUACACCUGAAGAACUUGUUCGGAGAAGACCCGCAGUUCACUCUUGAUUUGGCCUACAAGAUGAAGGAACUCAUUUUGGAGGACCUCAGAACUGAAAGGAAAGAAGAGUACAUGAGCGCACCAGGCAUUGCCAUGCUCUUCGACCGGGCUGGAGGGAAACUUACCGAGCACAUGCGAGAUACCAUUGAAGCCGUCGACCUGAAGAGCGCCAACGCCACGAAACUCAUCAAAGAGAUCCGCGCCCAGUGGGAAGAAUUUGACUUGAAGGAGGGAGAACAAGGAGGCGUAGCCGGCGACGAUAUGCUGCAAUUCGACACAUUCUACAACGGAUUUAUGGCGCCCUACUUCUCCUGUUACCGCUGCUCGGACACGUACAAGGCGCUUCAGGCGAUCGAUAUGGACAGUGAUGGCCAAGUGGACUGGAGCGAGUUCCUAGUAUAUCUCAAAUGGGCGCUCUACCAGUACCCAAACGUAGAGACCGCUCAGGAGGUCUUGAACAUCGCUUUCACCAAGGGCCUUAUACCGGCCAUGCGAGAUGAAUAUCUGAAGCAGCAAGCGGAGUGAAACACUAUAGCGAGAAUAUAAUGAAUUGAAGACGACUCGGACUUUGACUCAGCUUUGAUACUGAAUUGUAGUUAAAAAGAAAUGUUGCCUUGAGAGCUGAGCGCCAACUAGGACAAUAUCAUCUAUAAAUAAUAUUUUUGGGAUUGUAAGUAGGAGGAAACUGGAGACCCGGGAGAAAGAAACCGACUAGGAUGACUUAAGUUUUCUUGACGCCAGCUUUAUUUCAAUCGACGCAUAUAUUCAAUGUGUAAAGUAGGAAGAUAUUUCAACACCACAGUGCAUUAAUGUUUACAUACAAAAAAUACCAGUUUUAC
Lineus longissimus is the source of this 2127-nucleotide messenger RNA. RefSeq lists its product as uncharacterized. The record is from RefSeq and is a predicted model, not a curated record. The transcript is spliced from 6 exons. The coding region runs from base 119 to 1813 and encodes 564 amino acids. Gene Ontology annotation, molecular function: calcium ion binding. Lineage: Eukaryota; Metazoa; Nemertea; Pilidiophora; Heteronemertea; Lineidae.